Parasteatoda tepidariorum (common house spider) is the source of this 7324-nucleotide messenger RNA. Its product is annotated as transmembrane protein 135. Lineage: Eukaryota; Metazoa; Arthropoda; Arachnida; Araneae; Theridiidae. The record is from RefSeq and is a predicted model, not a curated record.
AAGUGGCUUUGUAAUUUAAAGUAUGUUUCUUCAUUAAAUGACUGAUUUGAAAAAUUUAUUUCAUUUUGGCAAAACUGAUGAGUUAGUCAAUCUGGCAUCAAAAUGAAUCGUGAGCUCUCUUAUUCUGCUGUCGUCAAGGCAACGAAAAAGAAACUUUUUAUUAUUACUUUUUUUCUCUGCAAGUUUAAAUAAUAUAAACAAUAAUAAAUGAAAUCGAGUAGUGGAUAUUUAUAAUUAUUUUAAUUGAACUGUGCCUAAUUAUCAUUUAAAUGUGUUAUUGCUUCAUCUCGAAGGUGUCUGUCAUAUCUGAUAGUUAUCUAUGAAUGACUUGAACUUAUUUCCGCAAUAAUGGCUGUUCUAAGUAAAUUAAGGGAAUUAUCUCUGCCAUAUAAUUGUUACGAAGUUGGACAUACAUGGACACCAGAAUGUUAUACAGCAGCACUAUCCGUUGGUCUUUGUUGUUUAUUCGAAGGAAUGAAAUUAUAUGCCCCUUUAUAUUUGGUGACACAAAUACUCCAAAGAAAAUUUUCUGCUCGCGCAUUUUGGAAUACUAUCCAAAGUAUUUAUACAUCAUCCUGUUUCCUGGGAUUUAAUGGAUUUGCUUUUAUAUUUAUAUUCUGCUUACUAAGGAGAGCUAUGGGAAAAUUCUAUUAUCUUCAUUGCUCAUAUUUUCCAGGCUUUAUGGCAAGCUUUCUUGCAAUUUUAAUUGAAAGAGAAAAUAGACGUGGUCCUCUGGCUUUGUAUGUUACUAAUGUGGCAUCUGAAACUCUUUUUAGAAUGGCAACUGCUCGGGGAAUCGUAAGAUCUUAUCCUAAUGGGGAAAUUUUCCUUUUCAGUUCUACAAUGGCAGUAUUUCUAUUUAUUGUUCGACGAUAUGGAUUUUCUAAAGAUUUUGUGAGUGCUGCUUUCAAGUUUGUGUUUGGCAAGGAUGAAGCUAAACCUCGCAAUGUUAGUGCUUCCAAACAAACCAGUAUUAUUCCAAAUAAAAUACCCGAAGGUAUUUCCCGAUUAAGCAAUAUUGAAGAAAUUGUUGAUGAUGCGCACAGAUCAUUCUUCCAGAAAGUUUUUGGUAAUAGUAAACAUGCAUCGUGCCCUCAUAAAUCUGGUUGUUUGCAGUAUGUUUUGAAGGGCACUUUGCGACCAUUCUUAAUUGGCUAUUUAGCAUUUUUGGGGAUCAGAACUGCAGCAGCUGGUAAAAAAUUGUUGUCUAAACCUCAGUUGUGGUUUAAAUUGCUGACUGAAACGAAAACACUUAACUUAGGAUUAUUCCUUGGCGGUUUUGGAGGAACUUUCCGUGUUAUUAAUUGCCUUCUACGUUGGUCGUUUAACAGAGAUCAUCCUGCUUUUGCCCUUCCGGCUGCAUUCCUUGGUGGCAUGUUUAUGAAAUUUUUUCCUAGUCCUACACUUUCUCUGUACUUAAUGUGGAAACUUAUAGAAGUCGGAUAUAUGUUGGGUAUAGAUGAGGGUGUGCUUCCAAACAUCAAAGGCUCAAUGCUAAUGCUGUAUGCUACUUCUACUGCAUUCCUUUUUUAUGCUGCAGUUUUGGAGCCUCAUAAUUUAAAGCCUGCAUACCUCAAGUUUCUUACCCGGUUGACUCAUAAUAAGAUUGGUGAAAUCAACAGACAUGUUUUAGACAUAUUCGGUACCCAUGCUUCAAAACUGUAUUCUGAUUUCUGGCCAGAGUUAGAUCUGAGAUUUACAAGCAGAGUCUUUCAAGAAAGUGUCCUUCUUUGGUUAAUUCACUGAUAUGUUUUAAGAAGUUAAAAUUAAGAAGUUAAUUCUCAUAUGAUUGUGCCUUUCUUAAUGGCCCAGGUAUGGCAUUAGGGUCUGAUAUUAAAAACUAACAAACUAUUGUAUUCAAACAAAUACUAAUAUUUUUAUGGAGUUUGUACAUGUCAUAUUGAAAAAUUAAUUAUUUAAUUUUAUACUGUACAUAUUGUUAUGAAAGACGAUCAUUAGUCAAGAGUUAUGGGUUUACUAAUGAAGUUGGCUAUGCUGACUAUCAGUUGCUUUUGUUAUUAUAUUAAUGAAAUUAAAAAUCAAAGUAAUCUAAUAUUUCUACUUAAUUUCUAAAAAAAUAUUCUCAUUAUACUUAUAAGCAUCUCUAAGAAAGUAUACUGUAUAAUUCACUUACAAUGUAAUUACCUUUAACCUGUAUUUUCUUUACAUAAUGAGCUAGGCAGAAUGUGGUGAUUUAACUUAUUAGCGAUAGAUUUAAUUUAUUAGAUGAGAUUUAAUUUAAAAGAUACUUUUUGAAAAUGUUUUUUAAAUUUUUACUUUUAAGAUCCUUUUCAGUGUCUUAAAAAGAAAAUCUUGCCCUUAAGAUCCUUUUCAGAAUCAAGUAAUUUCAUAUUGUAAAUAACGUUUUUAACAAUAGGUGUCGCAAAAAAAUUUUAGGUGGUGAGUUUUUGAACCAGUAAUUCUAAAAAAGAAAAAAAUUAUGUUUGUUCACAAACGUAACAUUUACUGGUUACGAAAUAAAUAUGAAAUAAUUGCAACUGUGAUUAAAUCAUACUAAUUAGAUUAUUUUUAAAUAUUUUUGGACAUAAAUUAAAAAGAGCAAUAUGAAAUUAAUUUAACUGGAAAGAAACCUUUGAGAACCAAAUAUAUAUAAAUUAAUUUUGUAUCAGCGUUAAUUAGCCUAAAUGUUUCAGGGAUUAUUGCAGCUUUACUGCGUAAUAAUUUAUAUGAGAAGUUGAAAGCAUGUGUUUUUGGAGAACAUGGGGUCUGUUUGAUAAUUAAAAUGGUAAUUGGAUGGCAAUUAAUGGACAUAUUUUUAAUUGUCAUUUUUUAAUAUUUUGUCAUUUUCAGUAGUGAUAUCCUAAGCUUUUCGUUAUCGGUCUACUUUUGCCUGAGUCUUCCUUUAGGUUUUUUCACCAUGGAUUUAGUAAAAAAAAAAAUCUUUUCCUCCACUAUCCUCGUGCAUUCUAACUACCUGACCUGCCCAUUUGAGUCACUGUAUCUUAGGGAAUUUAAUAAUAUUAUGUUCUCUAAAUAUUUAUAAUUUUCUAACUUUGUCCUCCUCUUAUAAGAUUUAAAUGUUUCACCUAGAUUAUUUCGGAAGAAUUUUUUUUUUUAAAUUGCAGGAACUUCUUAAUUAUAUACAGUGAAUAUCCAUGUUAGUACAUAUCUUUGAAAGAAACUUCUAUAUUUGUAGAAUUCAAAUCUUUUACGGCUACAUGUUUAGACGAUGUUGUGGAGCGUUUUAAAAGCUAUAAAUUUUGGCACAAGAUGGCAUUGUAUGUCCAUAGGAUUUAAGAUAUGCGUAGAGUUGACCCUUCUACUCGAAAUGAGAAACAUGUGACUUGCAUGCACUAAAUUUUUGAUUAUAUAAACAUGAGGAAAAAGGUAUGUUUCUGAAUUGCAUGCUUUAAAACGACUUUUUGAGCUUUGAACUAUGUGGUAUUUAUUUAUAGUAAGUGGGAGAGCUUAUUUUUGAUAGACUGUUGUUUAUUUGGGCUUGCAGUCCAGUUUUCAGUUGAAAGCUAGAUCUAUUACACGUGUAAUUUUUCUGUUUUUACCAUUACAAUGUUGAAAAAUUACUUAACUCGAAAUAACAGAAAUUGUGCAUAAAUGUAUUUAAACACAAAAAAUCAUAAAUAAAUAAAGUAUACGAAUAAAAAAUAUAUGCAGGGUAUGUCGUUUAUCUACUUUACAGUACAUAAAUAAAUAACACACUCAUAUUUUGGUGAUUUCAAGGAUUUAGGCAUUACAGGAAAACCCCCUCUGGCUCUGAAUAGGCUUUCAUGAAUGAAACUCUUGGCUUCAGCGAUAAGCGUGCAUUUGCAACUCCCAUUGAGGAAGGGUUAAUACUUGUUUAAAAAGCUAGUGGUUUUGACUCUAGAAGUUAGAUACUUUUUAAUAUAAAUUGAAUGCUAAAUUCAGAAAAUUCUAACCCUCAAACAUAUGCAUUCUUAAAAUAAAAAAAAAUAAAGUUUAAUAAAUAAAUUUAAAUUUUAAACUCUAUUGUUUAACACUUAAAUUAAAUUUUUAAGAAUUAGCUGUAUUUUAUGUGUAUAAUUAUGUUCAGUUUAAUGUUCCUCAAAAUACAAACUGCAUUAAAUCUAAAAACUGAUUACAAAACGCAUUUGCAAAUAAAUAAAUAGAAAGUAUUUUAUUAUUUUUUAGAAUGAAUAUUUGUAUGCCGAUAAUAUUCUCUUUUCCAAAGUUUAAAUUAAACGAAAUUAUAUUUAAAGAAAUUAUAUUUAAAGAAAUUAUAUUUUGAAGUUUAGAAAAUGUAAGGGGAUAAACAUUAGUUUAAACUAUCCAAGAUUUAGAAUGACUAAAUUUUGAAUUAAAAUGAGCAUUUUGUGCAUCAACUAUGUUGAUUCAUGUAAUAUUUAAAAAAUGAGGUAAAAAGCAGUGUAAUUGUUCAACAUACAGAAUUAUCAGCUACUUUUUUUUUUUAAUUUCUCUUUAAUAAACUUUAGUGAGUUGGUAUGAUUCUGAAUUUUAAAAUAAAAUCAGAUAUUGAAAUGAAAAAUAAUUUUAACUAUUCUUCUUUGUAUCAAAUACAUUUUUCAACUUAAUUGAAUUACAUUGGAAAGACAAACACUAAUGUAAAGAUUUGAUGCAUUUUUAUGUAUUGGUAUGUAGUCGGAUAGACUGCUACAUUUUGUUUGCCCAAUUUUAUUUUAUUUUUAUUGAUUUUUUAAAAAUAUUAAUGAAAGUGGAUUUCUCUACUAAAUUUCUUCAAUUGUUGUCUAAUUUCUUCACUUUCAUGUUAUUCAAUGGAAAACCUUUGCUCAAUAUGAAAUUUUUUGUACAAAAUUGCCUAAGCAGAGGUUUAAGGGUUAAUUUAUCAUAAAACUUUAUUUAUUUUUCAUAAAGUUUUGUACAACACUCUGUAAAACUGUAUGUUAGGACUCUAACAGGGUUAAUUUAUCAAAAUACUAUAAUUAUAUAAGUUUUAUGAAAUUUUAUACAAUAGUUUGUAAAAAUGCAUUUUAUGACUGUUAAAGGAUUAAUUUAUCAUACUACUUAAAUUAAUUAAGUUUGCUGAAAUUUUAUAAAACAUUCUGUCUUUCAUACUCUUGUGAUUGUGCAAAAAUUACAGAAAUUUUAAUAGUUAUCCAUCAUUAGAUUAUUUAUGAUAUUACUCAUGGUUUAAGCAAUCCAUCAAAUUUUAAACUAAAUGUAUUACAUUUCAUUCUGUUGUAUAAUGAAAGAGUUUAUUUUUGUUCAAAGACAUUCCUUUUUUUUUAUUAUUGAAAUUUAAAAUGAACUUAUAGUUUCUUGAAACUUUCCGUAUACUACAAAUUGGACUAAAUAGUGCUUAUAAAAUAUGAAUAGCUGAGAUAAGAAGUGUGGUAAUUGCUUUUUAAGGGAAAAGUAAAAAAUGAGAAAAAUUUUGUAACAAGUCGUACUAUGAAGCAUGUUAUAAGAGUACACAAGUGGGCGACCUUUGUGCUAAAAUACAAAACUAAGGCAAACAACGUUAAAGAGUGCUUUUUGUGCUCUUUAACGUUGUUUGCCUUAGUUUUGAUGUUAUAAGAGAUUCUCACUUAGGAUAUUAAAGAGUUUAUAUAGAUCCUUAAAUUUAAAUUUUUAUAUCAAAGUUAAAAAAGGAAAAAAACUUAACAAAAUGAAAAAUUUAACUCAUUUUUUUCCUCUGAAAGUGCAAUUGCAGGUUUGCAGAGUUACCCAUUUAUAACUAUGUAUAUAGAUAAAGUUUAAUAUUACUAGGAUAAUUACUAGAUUUAAUAUUACUAGGAUGUUAUAAAGUUUGAUAAAGAGCUUUUUCAUGCAAGUUGAGUAAAAGAAGAAAAAUACCUGAAACACUUUAGAAAUGAUACAUAUUGAAAUAUUAUAUGAAUCAUAUAAUAUGAAAUAAUAAAUAUAUUUUAAUGUACAAGAAAAACAUAGUUCAAUUAAAUAUAUAUUUCUAAGUGCAGGAAAAUAUGAAUAAGUAAAAUAAUUGCACAUAUUUAGCUGAUCAAAUAAAUUCCAAGUUUUAUGCUAGUAUAUAUUUUAUUUAUUUUUGUAUUCAUUAUCUUAUUUUUAUGUUGUACAAACUUUUUUUUAAAAAAAAUGAACUUGUUUAUUAUUUACUUUUAUAUUGUUUGCUUUACAAACAAGAGAAUAUUUUUGUUUUUUGUAUUUUUUCUGAAAUAUCUAUUUAUUUUGCCAUUAAAGGUUUCCACUACGCAGUUACUUUCCUUUAGUCUUGUUAUAAGAACUUCAUAAAUUAACAUUUUGUUUUACCAUUGUAUGAACUGUAAUUCAUAUUAACACUGUUCUCUCAUGGUGUUAAAAUAUAAAAAAACUGCAAUAUUUUCUUUAAGAAAUAUGGUAAAAUCAACAUUUGUUAGUUUGUAAGUUAUGCAUAGAUUGGAAGUUUUUUUUAUUUUUUUAAUCAUAUUUCUCCAGAAAAAUGCAGUUUUUUUUUUAUUAUUAUUCUUUAAUAUUAAGAGAUAGAAGUCUUCAACUUUAAUUUUUGGUUAUUGUUCGGGAAUAGAUUUUAAGAUGCUACAUUUUUUCGUUAAAAGAGCAGUUCUGGUGUAUUUUAUUCCAUCUUUAUUUAAUAGCUAUUUCACCUUCAUCUUUUUUCAUGAGAAAGAUAUGACAUUUUAUAUUUAUAUUCAAUGUAUAAAAUAUUGGCAUUCUAUAGAUACUUACAUACAUCAAUAAAAGUUACUACUUAUCAGCUGAAAUUUUUACUAUUAAUAAUUUGGCUUGAGUUUUUUUUUUAAAUUCUUUUUAUCAAUGUAUUCAGAUUUGUGAAUAAAUAAAGCAAAAAUUUCUUUUGUUUUACAAAAAUAACUAUACAAGAUAUAUUGUGAAAAGAUUAAAAUGGAUAGAUUUUAUUUCACAGAGUAUAUCGAAUUCAGGAAACAAAAGAUUAGGGAGUUGUUUUGUGCUUACAAAUUUUCUGAACAGUGCAUUAUGAUUUAAAAAGCAAUUUAGUUAAAAUAUGCUUGUAAUACAUAUGUCAACGAAACUAAACUUCUGUAUUAAAAAUAAAAACUUACAAUUUGCCAUUAAGUGAUCAAAAGAAAUUUAAUUAAAAUUGUGAAGUGUUAUUGUCAUACCUAAUUUACUCAUGUUUAGAUUAUUUUUAUAAAAAAGUGAGAGAUAAUUAUUUAUAAUUAAUUGUGAUAUUUUUGUUAUUUUUAAAACAGCAUUAGUUUCAGUCUAAAUUAAAAAAAAAUAAAUUAAUAUCUUGUUUUGCACCUUAAACUCUAUUCCUUGAUUUUAUUAAUUGAUGGAAAUAUAUUUAUUUAAUUUUUGUAACACUCUUGUUUAGUAAAUAAUUUCGAAAAAAAAUUCAUAUUGAUUUUGUACUUGAAUUUUGUAGGAUUUAUAAUAAAGUUUUUUAAAUGGA